GCCGGGGGCGCUGUGCGGGGCCUCUGCUGCCGCUGCUGCCGCUGCUGCCGGGCGCCGCCGCUGUCCCCGCUCGGCGCCGGCCGCGCUGCGCUGCGCUGCGCCAUGAAGGCCAUCGUGCAGCGGGUGGCCCAGGCCAGCGUCACAGUGGGUGGUGAACAAAUCAGUUCAAUAGGACGAGGCCUCUGUGUGCUGCUGGGCAUUUCUUUGGAGGAUACACAAAGAGAGCUGGAGCACAUGGUUCGAAAGAUCUUGAACUUGCGAGUCUUCGAAGAUGAAAGUGGGAAGCACUGGUCCAAAAGUGUGAUGGACAAACAGUAUGAAGUGUUGUGUGUGAGCCAGUUUACUCUCCAGUGCAUCCUGAAGGGAAACAAGCCUGACUAUCACAUGGCAAUGCCCACGGAGCAGGCGGAGUCUUUUUAUAACAACUUCCUAGAGCAGCUAAGAAAAGCCUACAAACCAGAGCUUAUUAAAGAUGGCAAGUUUGGUGCCUACAUGCAGGUCCACAUCCAGAAUGAUGGUCCUGUAACAAUAGAACUGGAGUCCCCAGCAGCCACUGUUGAUCCUAAACAACUGACAAAACUUGAAAAACAGCAACAAAGAAAAGAGAAGACCAGAACCAAGGUGCCCUCUGAGUCAAGCAGAGAAAGAAAUGCCCCCCGAAACAAGGAUGACCCCAGUGCCAGCAGCGGAGCAGAAGGAGAUGUGUCCUCGGAAAGAGAGCCUUAGCUCAUCCAAGGCAGGCCUCAGUUUCUUACACAAAUGCUACACUGAAUUCUUGAAGAAAGACCCAACACUGGCCUCAGCAACACUCUUCAGCGACUUUGGAGAAGGAUGGAAAAUGGGAAAGCAGAGCUGAGACAUUAGAAACCUUUCAUUCUGUAUUGAACCAACCAAAGCAAUGCUAUCAGAUUCAGUUGUUAAUGUGUAGUGUCAGUAGUGAAAAGGACUUGUGACAUUUCUGUGUAUGCGUUCUCACACGACUGCUGAGUAAAGGGUGACUGUAGGCAGAUUGUAGCAGAGCAUUUCACUCUCAGUACAUGAGCUCCAUUUAAAGAAUAAAUCAGGGUUUUUCCUUAAACUUACACUUGAAUUCUGAAAAUUCUCUGAGCAGGCUUGUGUAUUGAUUCUCACUCCGUGGUGUCGUGUGCUAUCUGUUUCCAUUGCAGUGUGCAGAUCUGUGCAUAUUUUGGUAAAUUGUUAGCUGCUGCCUAGCAUCAGGUUAGGCAGUCCAGUCUUUCUGCAUGGAUUAAGUUAUUACAAGAGAAGAUCGGCCUCUAGUUGUUUAUCAUGUGGAACACAUGUGUCUUGUAAACUUUUUUAAAACCAGAAAAAACUUUAUUAAACAAAUGAUGCCAGCUGA
Messenger RNA from Passer domesticus (house sparrow), 1360 nucleotides. It is a transcript of the gene DTD1, whose product is annotated as D-aminoacyl-tRNA deacylase 1. Gene Ontology annotation, biological process: tRNA metabolic process. Gene Ontology annotation, molecular function: D-tyrosyl-tRNA(Tyr) deacylase activity. Gene Ontology annotation, cellular component: cytoplasm. NCBI's taxonomy places the organism in Eukaryota, Metazoa, Chordata, Aves, Passeriformes, Passeridae. The record is from RefSeq and is a predicted model, not a curated record. The transcript is spliced from 6 exons. Bases 103 to 726 code for a protein of 207 amino acids.